Molecule: messenger RNA, 522 nt
Organism: Protopolystoma xenopodis
Lineage: Eukaryota; Metazoa; Platyhelminthes; Monogenea; Polystomatidea; Polystomatidae
Source: the annotation of a GenBank genome assembly
CUGUCACUCAUAUGCAUACUAAAGGAUGGCUACUUUAAUCUCACGGUUGCUCCAGAAGGUUGUCAAGAGUGCCAAUGCAGUCCAAUAGGUUCGUUAAGUUCUCAAUGCCGUCGUGACAACGGCCAGUGUAGCUGCAAGCAAGGCUUCAGUGGACGGGCUUGCAGCGAGGUUGAAGACGGUUAUUAUAUCAAGCCGGGAGGACAGAUUAUCGACACCCCUGGUAGAGAAGGCACAAUAACUAUAGUCGGACCCAAGGAAGAGGGAAAAUUUAUUAUUGUGCUAGACGUAGACCCACGAAAGUUUUCCAAAGGUGAUCGUUGGACGAUCAUAGUAAAACCUUAUCAGACUGGAGCUCGGAGAUGCAGCAAUAGACAACACGAAUUUGCAAUCUCGCAAGACACCCAAAAAUUAAUUAUCCCUGACGUCUGUUUGGAGGCCGGUCUUCCGAUAACAUUGGAAAUACUUCCUAGACCUGACAUGCCGACAGGGUUUUCACAUAUUCUUAUUUCCGACGUAAGUUAA